AUGCCUGCAGUGUCGGCAUUGCUUCGAUUUGGAAAGUACAAGAAGAUAUUGUGUAAAGCUGACAAAGCAAAAGGAAUUUCGAAACCUGUUCCGGUUCAUCGUGUUACCGAGGCGAAAAUCUGUCCUCAAAAAGGUUUGUUAAACUUAAGGUUCACCAUCAUUGGAUUUCUUCUGUGAUAAAAUCUGACGAUAACAAGAAAGUUGUGCAUUGAAAGAGAUACAACGACGUGAAAAAUACAAGCAGAACCUCAACGUUUUGAGCAAAAACCUUUCAACAGGAGGUUAGUAGAGAAGAAGGGCAGACGAACGACUUGCAAGAAGGGCAGACGAACGACUUGCAAGAAGGGCAGACGAACGGCUUGCCGCUUGAAACGUUGAAGUUCUGCCUUAUAUUCUUCAGGUAGUUGUAACAGCUACAAGCUAGAUUACAAGGUCACAAGAAAAAAAAAAAUUUCCAUCAAUGGGUUUUGAAUGGUUUUUAAAAAUUUACUAUGUAUACUAUGAAUGGAAAAGCUAAACUCUUACCAUGAUUGGUUAUUCAUUUUACAUUCAAAAACCGAUUAAUGAAGAUUUAAAUUUUUCAUGUGGUUGUCACCGGAUUACUCUACUGAAGUUUACCUUUUUAACUUUUAACAGCAAAUGAUCGCUGCAAAGCUAACCCAUGUCCAGCUAAGAUGACAACAUGCAAGAAUACUGCAAAGUCUUAUGAAUGUAUUGGUAAGUGUAUACAACUACUGGAAUUUUUUUACAGAAGCAUUAAUGGUUUAAGAAAUACUGGUAUUCCCAUUUGUAAAACCCAUCAAUUUAACCGUUAGUGCAUUUUAUUGAUAUAAAUAUUAUGGUGAUUAGUUGGAGUUUUACCACGAAUGGUAUGGAUACGUUUGUCUACAACAUGUAUAAAAAAGGUAUUCCAACUUCAGCGUGCUCCUGUGUCAUCAUUUAAUCACCACACUAAAUUAGGAUUACCAUUUUUUUAUACCCACUGUAUAUGUCUCAAAACAUUCUGAAAAUGGUCGAAAACCAUUUCUUUUAUCAAAACAGUUUCGCCUGGUAAAAACAUGUUUUGAAAAUUUUUAGUCGUUGGCAAAGGAGGGACCACAGCAACCCUGGGUAAACAAAGGGGGGACCACAAAAAUUUUUUUAAAAAUUGAAAUAAAUGCCCCAACCUACUCGACACUUUCGGAAAAUUGUCGAAAACCAUUGCUUUCAUCAAAACAAUUGGUUUCGACUGAUAGAAUCUUGUAGUGAACAAAGCUGUAUUAUCUUCACAUGAAUGGUUUUCAGUAAUUGGAAUAGAAUCUCUUAACGUUUCUCUCUAUAUUUCGUUUAGAUGUAAACGAAUGUUCAAAAAAGGGUUUAUGUAAAAGUCCUGAAUUCUGCGUGAAUAAGAAGAAAACUGGGUACGAGUGCCGAUGCCCGAAAGAACUUGUGAGAGACAAGGCUAGCAAGAAAUGCAUUGGUAAGUAAAUGUCUCUUUCUGGAUGGAUUAGAAAAUUAGUUGUGUUGUUGUCUUCAACGGUGUGUUCCAGAGUAGGUACUGUGAUGCCAAUAAUAAUAAAACUUCGAAUUUACCGGUAGGGAUGCAGAAGGAGCUACCUUUACAUCGACUUGAUGUAAAUGGUUAGACUAUAUCCCUUCGAAUCCCCUGUGAAUUGGGCAAUAGCCUUUUGGGAAAUCCGCUGACCAAUGAGUGAGAAACUCAAUAAACAGAAAACUUCGAUGUUUCAGGCAGAGACCCUUCGUCGGCUAAUCCCUAUCAAUCCAAAGCUUUCGUAGUUCUUUGAUUACAGAUAUUUAACAUACUGGUCAUAAAUGAACAUAUGCUUAUCCACAAUUUAGUAUGAACCUUUGAGUUGGGGAAGGGGUCAUAUUUUUAGCACAAUACAAAAACACCAUUGAUAUGAUUUGUAUUGUUUUCUUUGAAUAGUUCCAGAUCCGUGCAAAAGUAAAGAGAGUCCGUGUCCCAGUACCUCGAAAUGUGAAACUAUUCGAUCAUCAUCUGGUACAUCGCACCGCUGUGUUGGUAGGUUAACCCAGAGACCUAGUUCAGACAGUGUAGAAUACUAAAAUAGGGCACAUCUGGGCGUAUUGUCACUGACCAAUGGGAUUAACAGGAUGUACAACAAUCUCCCCUUGAUGACUAACAUGGGAUUAACAAAAUUAGCAAUUACUUGACCUCCAUAGAAAACAACCAGCCUUGGAAACAAAGUUAAUGAAGUCAAGUGUUUUGCAUCACGAAGCCGUUUUUCAUUUUUUAGACAUUGACGAAUGUUUGACUGGCAAGUACAAAUGUGGUGACGGAGAGGAGUGCUACAAUAAGGAGAAUGGGUACGAAUGUCGAUGUGCGAAAGGUUUUACCCGAGAAAAGGGAAAGUGCAUUGGUAUGUCGUUAUGUAAUGAUUAACUUCAAUUAUCCACAUCUUAUAUGUAGAAUACAUAUUGUAUUAUACAGUGUGAUGCUUUCUCAAGUACUAGAUAAAAAACUUAGACUUAGCAUUAUUUUUUUCAGCUGAAAUUGAUCCAUGCAAGGCAGAUCCUCCAGUGUGUGAUAUUAAAACACAACGUUGUGUUUCGGCAAACAGGACUUCUUAUGAAUGUCUUGGUAACACCUUAAUAUUGUUGUAGUUUUUUCUCUUUAUCCAUAACGCUACUGCAGUGUUUUAUGCUUUAUAUGAUUCUUUCUGGACCCUCACGAAGAAGAUUUUAGACCGACCUAACAGAUAAUUGCGUUUUUACCUUUUUGCAGACAUUGAUGAGUGUUCGACGCAAAAACACGAUUGUGAUAAGAAUGCAAAAUGUAUUAACACUGAACCAGGAUUUAAAUGUCAGUGCAUACCUGGUUUUAAGGAAUACGAUAAUGGAAGAACAUGCAAAGGUAAUGUUAUUUUUUGUAUUCGAUGUUUUUGCAUUCAAUAUUUCUGUCACUGAUUUUGUUCGCUUUUUCUCUUCUUCCAAGCUGCAUUCUCGCCUAUCCUUUUCACUCUUCAAAUGUUCUAAAAUCAUUUCGUUGUGUUUUAGAUCUGAACGAAUGCUCAAACAAAUUUCUGUGUGCAAAGCAUGCUAAAUGUACAAACCUUCCUGGAUCUUACAAAUGUCAAUGCAAUCUUGGCUAUUCUGGAGAUGGAAAAUAUUGCAAAGGUACGAUGUUUGUUUCAAUUUUUUCCAUAAUGAUUCUUCAUUGUUGUUGUUCGGUUUCUUUAUAACUCUGUCUGAUUUAAUUUCCAUCUUACUGUACUGUACAUAUAAUGCGUUUGUAAGAAAGGUACCGUGGAAAUGAGAAAAUCUGCGAAGGUAUAAACACCAGUAACUCUCAUUUUCAAUUGCAUUUGAGUUCGACAUUCAAAAGUAUCCUUUAUUUCAGAUAUAAACGAAUGCUCCAAGAAGAAGUUCAAAUGUCCAGCUCAUUCAAAAUGUCACAACACUCCUGGCUCAUACAGUUGCAAAUGUCGUCAUGGAUUCAAGUUGAAAAAUGGACGUUGUUUAGGUGGGUACAGUACCAUCACCACAAUCUUAGCAUGAAUUUAUAUGUGGCUUUCACGAAGUGUUAGCAGAUCACCGCUGAUGUUGCUCAACCAGCCGUUAUCAGAGUGAGAAAAUAAUAUUAAUUCCGAUCAAUACAACGUGAAAAUCUCAAAACGUAUCAACAAGAUCUGUGUACAACAAGUUCGUUGCAAGCUUCUCAUCAAGUUGUAACAAUGCUGUCACAACGUCUUGCCAAGUUGUGAAAUUGCAGGACGAUAGCAAGUUGUUCGAACAACUAGUACCAAGUCUGUUGAGCUCAAUAACCUUGUAGAAAGUUGUCAACAAGCUGGAAACAAGCAUUGCAAAGACGUCCUGUUGGCAAGUUGUUGGAACAGCAUAUUGCUACAAGUGUGGAAAAUUCUCAGUUGGCAAUCAUCUGGUAAAAUCUAAUGCUUAGGAACGCCCCCAAUAAAACAACCUUAUACUGUAUGAACAUAUCUUUCAACCUUUUUUUUAAAUUUUCUAUUCCUAAAGACGUGGACGAAUGCAAAGUGAAUUCUCAUAAUUGCCAUAAGAAUGCCUUGUGUAUCAACUCUGUUGGCAGUUUCAAAUGCCGCUGUAAAAAAGGAUUUGAACACUUGAAGGAUGGAAGACUGUGUUUGAAAGACGGUUAGUUAAACCUGCUGCUCUAAGUGGAGUGUAGUAUAUAAAUUAGGUAAACUAGGACUUAACAAAAGUCAUAACCAUCAUCAUUCAUGAUAUAUUUUUUCUCUGUUUUAUUUAGAGGAGACAUCAAAAAGCAACAAUACAUUAAUCAUUAUUGUCGCAGUUUCAGCAUCUCUGCUUCUGGUCAUUUUAAUCUCGUGUUGUCUCUAUUGGCAAAGGUAAUAAAAGAAUACGCAUUUCAAGUUUUCAAGCGAGACAUGCAAUCUUCCCCCAAACUAUUGUCGAAAAGUUUUUUCUUUCAUUAAAACGGUGAUUUUCAGCUGAUAAAAACAUGGUUAAAAUAUUUUUCAAAAUUCCAAUCGCAGUUUCUUGUUUAAUUUAGAAGGAAUAAGAAAUGCAAGAAAAAUGAUAGCGAGGAGUUCAAGACGCUUUUAGCCGAUCAGGUCGCUCAAGACUAACAAUGACAACAAGCUGUGUUUUAUCCUCGUGGAAAGAAUUAUAACGUUGACAAGAAAUUAAGAAGUAUGCAUGAAACAUAAGCAAACAAUUCUUGUAUAAAAUCGUGCAAUAAUAUUUACAUACCUGUAACAGAAAUACUUCAUCUUUUACAAUAAAACUUAGAGUUCUUUCUCUAACGCAACCACAAAGAACAACAUGUGGAUGAAUGCUUUGUCGUUUUAAUUAUGCUUGUCAAUGCUUUGGUUUGAAUUUAUUGCUUAGAGUUUUUCUUCGUAAUUCCUCCUUUUAUCCAAAUUAUUACAAUUAUCUUAUCCUUCCUUCCUUCCUUCCUUCCUCCCUCCCUCCCUCCCUUCC
Paramuricea clavata is the source of this 4941-nucleotide messenger RNA. NCBI's taxonomy places the organism in Eukaryota, Metazoa, Cnidaria, Anthozoa, Malacalcyonacea, Plexauridae. The record is from the annotation of a GenBank genome assembly.